GAGGAUCAAAGGUCGAUGCGUGGAAGCGUGGCCGUCUUCAAGUGCCUCAUCCCCUCUUCAGUGCAGGAAUACGUUAGCGUUGUGUCCUGGGAGAAAGACACAGUCGCCAUCAUCCCAGAAAACAGGUUUUUUAUUACUUACCACGGCGGGCUGUACAUCGCUGACGUGCAGAAGGAGGACGCCCUCUCCACCUACCGCUGCAUCACCAAGCACAAGUAUAGCGGGGAGACCCGGCAGAGCAAUGGGGCCCGCCUCUCCGUGACAGACCCUGCUGAGUCAAUCCCCACCAUCCUGGACGGCUUCCACUCCCAGGAAGUGUGGGCCGGACACACCGUGGAGCUGCCCUGCACCGCCUCUGGCUACCCCAUCCCUGCCAUCCGCUGGCUCAAGGAUGGCCGACCCCUCCCAGCCGACAGCCGCUGGACCAAGCGCAUCACGGGGCUGGCCAUCAGUGACCUGCGGACCGAGGACAGCGGCACCUACAUUUGUGAGGUCACCAACACCUUUGGCUCAGCAGAGGCCACAGGCACCCUCAUGGUCAUUGACCCCCUUCAUGUGACCCUGACACCAAAGAAGCUGAAGACCGGCAUUGGCAGCACGGUCAUCCUCUCCUGCGCCCUGAUGGGCUCCCCGGAGUUCACCAUCCACUGGUACCGCAACACCGAGCUGGUGCUGCCCAAUGAGGCCAUCUCCAUCCGCGGGCUCAGCAACGAGACCCUGCUCAUCACCUCGGCCCAGAAGAGCCACUCCGGGGCCUACCAGUGCUUUGCCACCCGCAAGGCCCAGACCGCCCAGGACUUUGCCAUCAUUGUGCUCGAGGACGGCACGCCCCGCAUCGUCUCGUCCUUCAGCGAGAAGGUGGUCAACCCCGGGGAGCAGUUCUCACUGAUGUGCGCGGCCAAGGGCGCCCCGCCCCCCACCGUCACCUGGGCCCUGGACGAUGAACCCAUCGUGCGGGACGGAAGCCACCGCACCAACCAGUACACGAUGUCCGACGGCACCACCAUCAGCCACAUGAAUGUCACGGGACCCCAGAUCCGCGACGGGGGCGUGUACCGGUGCACAGCACGGAACUCGGUGGGCAGUGCUGAAUAUCAGGCGCGAAUAAACGUAAGAGGCCCCCCCAGCAUCCGGGCGAUGCGGAACAUCACAGCCGUCGCUGGGCGGGACACCCUCAUCAACUGUAGGGUCAUUGGCUACCCCUACUACUCCAUCAAGUGGUACAAGGAUGCUCUCCUGUUACCUGACAACCACCGCCAGGUGGUGUUUGAGAACGGGACCCUCAAGCUGACUGAUGUGCAGAAGGGCAUGGACGAAGGGGAGUACCUGUGCAGCGUCCUCAUCCAGCCGCAGCUCUCCAUCAGCCAGAGCGUCCACGUGGCCGUCAAAGUGCCCCCCCUCAUCCAGCCCUUCGAGUUCCCACCUGCCUCCAUUGGCCAGCUGCUCUAUAUCCCCUGCGUGGUGUCCUCGGGGGACAUGCCCAUCCGCAUCACCUGGAGGAAAGAUGGACAGGUGAUCAUCUCAGGCUCGGGCGUGACCAUCGAGAGCAAGGAAUUCAUGAGCUCCCUGCAGAUCUCCAGCGUCUCCCUCAAGCACAACGGCAACUACACAUGCAUCGCCAGCAACGCAGCGGCCACCGUGAGCAGGGAGCGCCAGCUCAUCGUGCGUGUGCCCCCUCGAUUCGUGGUGCAGCCCAACAACCAGGAUGGCAUCUACGGCAAGGCUGGUGUGCUCAACUGCUCGGUGGAUGGCUACCCCCCACCCAAGGUCAUGUGGAAGCAUGCCAAGGGGAGUGGGAACCCCCAGCAGUACCACCCAGUGCCCCUCACCGGCCGCAUCCAGAUUCUGCCCAACAGCUCACUACUGAUCCGCCACGUCCUGGAAGAGGACAUCGGCUACUACCUCUGCCAGGCCAGCAACGGUGUGGGCACCGACAUCAGCAAGUCCAUGUUCCUCACGGUUAAGAUCCCGGCCAUGAUCACUUCCCACCCCAACACCACCAUCGCCAUCAAGGGCCACGCCAAGGAGCUCAACUGCACGGCCCGGGGCGAGCGGCCCAUCAUCAUCCGCUGGGAGAAGGGGGACACGGUGAUCGAUCCCGACCGCGUCACGCGGUAUGCCAUCGCCACCAAGGACAGCGGCGACGAGGUGGUCUCCACGCUGAAGCUCAAGCCUGCUGACCGUGGGGACUCUGUGUUCUUCAGCUGCCACGCCAUCAACUCGUACGGGGAGGACCGGGGCUUGAUCCAACUCACCGUGCAAGAGCCCCCUGACCCUCCAGAGCUGGAGAUCCGGGAGGUGAAGGCCCGGAGUAUGAACCUGCGCUGGACCCAGCGAUUCGACGGGAACAGCAUCAUCACCGGCUUUGACAUCGAGUACAAGAACAAGUCAGAUUCCUGGGACUUCAAGCAGUCCACACGCAACAUCUCCCCGACCAUCAACCAGGCCAACAUCGUGGACUUACACCCAGCAUCCGUGUACAGCAUCCGCAUGUAUUCCUUCAACAAGAUUGGCCGCAGCGAGCCGAGCAAGGAGCUCACCAUCAGCACUGAGGAAGCCGCUCCUGAUGGACCCCCUAUGGAUGUAACCUUGCAGCCAGUGACCUCACAGAGCAUCCAAGUGACCUGGAAGGCCCCCAAGAAGGAGCUGCAGAACGGCGUCAUCCGGGGCUACCAGAUCGGCUACAGAGAGAACAGCCCGGGCAGCAAUGGGCAGUACAGCAUCGUGGAGAUGAAGGCCACCGGGGACAGUGAGGUCUACACCCUGGACAACCUCAAGAAGUUCGCCCAGUAUGGGGUGGUGGUCCAGGCCUUCAACCGGGCUGGCACAGGGCCCUCAUCCAGCGAGAUCAAUGCCACCACCCUGGAGGAUGUUCCCAGUCAGCCCCCCGAGAACGUCCGCGCCCUGUCCAUCACUUCUGACGUGGCUGUCAUCUCCUGGUCGGAACCCCCGCGCAGCACCCUCAAUGGCGUCCUCAAAGGCUAUCGGGUCAUCUUCUGGUCACUCUACGUUGAUGGGGAGUGGGGCGAGAUGCAGAACAUCACCACCACGCGAGAGCGGGUGGAGCUGCGCGGCAUGGAGAAGUUCACCAACUACAGCGUGCAGGUGCUGGCCUACACCCAGGCAGGGGAUGGCGUGCGCAGCGGCGUGCUCUACAUCCAGACCAAGGAGGACGUUCCAGGUCCCCCCGCUGGCAUCAAAGCUGUCCCUUCGUCCGCCAGCAGUGUGGUCGUGUCAUGGCUCCCCCCAACCAAGCCCAAUGGGGUGAUCCGCAAGUACACCAUCUUCUGCUCCAGCCCCGGGUCUGGCCAGCCGGCUCCCAGCGAGUACGAGACCAGUCCAGAGCAGCUCUUCUACCGGAUCGCCCACCUAAACCGCGGGCAGCAGUACCUGCUGUGGGUGGCCGCCGUCACCUCCGCCGGCCGGGGCAACAGCAGCGAGAAGGUGACCAUCGAGCCUGCUGGCAAGGCCCCAGCCAAGAUCACCUCCUUUGGGGGCACCGUGACUACACCCUGGAUGAGAGACGUCCGGCUGCCUUGCAAUUCAGUGGGAGACCCAGCGCCCGCCGUGAAGUGGACCAAGGACAGUGAAGACUCGGCCAUCCCCGUGUCCAUGGACGGGCACCGGCUCAUCCACACCAACGGCACGUUGCUGCUGCGAGCGGUGAAGGCGGAGGACUCGGGCUACUACACCUGCACGGCCACCAACACUGGCGGCUUCGACACCAUCAUCGUCAACCUUCUGGUGCAAGUUCCCCCGGACCAGCCCCGCCUCACUGUCUCCAAAACCUCCGCGUCAUCCAUCACCCUGACCUGGAUUCCCGGCGACAAUGGGGGCAGCUCCAUCCGAGGCUUUGUGCUGCAGUACUCGGUGGACAACAGCGAGGAGUGGAAGGACGUGUUCGUCAGCGCAAGCGAGCGGUCCUUCAGGCUGGACAGCCUCAAGUGUGGCACGUGGUACAAGGUGAAGCUGGCGGCCAAGAACAGCGUGGGCUCCGGGCGCAUCAGUGAGAUCAUCGAGGCCAAGACCCACGGGCGGGAGCCCUCCUUCAGCAAAGACCAGCACCUCUUCACCCACAUCAACUCCACGCAUGCUCGGCUUAACCUGCAGGGCUGGAACAACGGGGGCUGCCCUAUCACAGCCAUCGUGCUGGAGUACCGGCCCAAGGGCACCUGGGCCUGGCAGGGCCUGCGCGCCAACAGCUCCGGGGAGGUGUUUCUGACGGAGCUGCGAGAGGCCACGUGGUAUGAGCUGCGCAUGAGGGCUUGCAACAGCGCUGGCUGCGGCAACGAGACCGCCCAGUUCGCCACCCUGGACUACGAUGGCAGCACCAUCCCGCCCAUCAAGUCUGCGCAAGGCGAGGGGGACGACGUGAAGAAGCUGUUCACCAUCGGCUGCCCGGUCAUCCUGGCCACACUGGGGGUGGCGCUGCUCUUCAUCAUUCGCAAGAAGAGGAAAGAGAAGCGGCUAAAGCGACUCCGAGAUGCAAAGAGUUUGGCAGAAAUGUUGAUAAGCAAGAACAACCGAAGUUUUGACACCCCUGUGAAGGGGCCACCCCAGGGCCCGCGGCUACACAUCGACAUCCCCAGGGUCCAGCUGCUCAUCGAGGACAAGGAGGGCAUCAAGCAGCUGGGAGAUGACAAGGCCACCAUUCCUGUGACGGAUGCUGAGUUCAGCCAAGCUGUCAACCCUCAGAGUUUCUGCACCGGUGUCUCCUUGCACCACCCAGCCCUCAUCCAGAGCACAGGACCCCUCAUCGACAUGUCUGACAUCCGGCCAGGCACCAAUCCAGUGUCCAGGAAGAAUGUAAAGUCAGCCCACAGCACCCGGAACCGGUACUCAAGCCAGUGGACUCUGACCAAGUGCCAGGCCUCCACACCCGCCCGCACCCUCACCUCUGACUGGCGCACCGUGGGCUCCCAGCAUGGUGUCACUGUCACCGAGAGUGACAGUUAUAGUGCCAGCCUCUCCCAGGACACAGACAAAGGACGGAACAGCAUGGUGUCCACUGAGAGCGCCUCUUCCACCUACGAGGAGCUGGCCCGGGCCUACGAGCACGCCAAGCUGGAGGAGCAGCUGCAGCACGCCAAGUUUGAGAUCACCGAAUGCUUCAUCUCCGACAGCUCCUCUGACCAGAUGACCACGGGCACCAAUGAGAACGCUGACAGCAUGACAUCCAUGAGCACCCCCUCAGAGCCUGGCAUCUGCCGCUUCACUGCCUCCCCGCCCAAGCCCCAGGAUGCCGACCGGGGCAAAAACGUGGCUGUGCCCAUCCCUCACCGGGCCAACAAGAGUGACUACUGUAACCUGCCUCUCUACGCCAAGUCAGAGGCCUUCUUCCGCAAGGCGGACGGGCGCGAGCCCUGCCCUGUGGUCCCACCCCGCGAGGCCUCCAUCAGGAACCUGGCUCGAACCUACCACCCCCAGGCUCGCCACCUGACCCUGGACCCUGCCAGCAAGCCCUUGGGCCUCCCGCACCCAGGGGCCCCCGCGGCCGCCUCCACAGCCACCUUACCUCAGAGGACUCUGGCCAUGCCAGCCCCCCCAGCCGGCACGGCCCCCCCAGCGCCGGGUGCCGUCCCUGCCGAGCCCCCGGCUGCCCCCAGUGCCGCCCCUCCGGCCCCCAGCACUGAGCCUCCGCGGGCCGGGGGCCCACACACCAAAAUGGGGGGCUCCAGGGACUCACUUCUGGAGAUGAGCACGUCGGGGGUAGGGAGGUCUCAGAAGCAGGGGGCCGGGGCCUACUCCAAAUCCUACACCCUGGUGUAG
Molecule: messenger RNA, 5769 nt
Organism: Hippopotamus amphibius kiboko
Lineage: Eukaryota; Metazoa; Chordata; Mammalia; Artiodactyla; Hippopotamidae
Gene: DSCAML1
Product: DS cell adhesion molecule like 1
Exons: 31
Coding region: 16-5769 (1917 amino acids)
Biological process (GO): dendrite self-avoidance; homophilic cell-cell adhesion; axon guidance
Cellular component (GO): plasma membrane; axon
Molecular function (GO): cell-cell adhesion mediator activity
Source: RefSeq, a predicted model, not a curated record